AUGUCUGGAGCUGCAGACCGAGAGGCGGUCUUCCCGACGAGACAGUCGUUGGGUCUCAUGAAGGCAAAGUUAAAGGGAGCUGAGACCGGCCACAGCCUGCUGAAGCGCAAGAGUGAGGCACUUACCAAGCGAUUCCGAGACAUCACGCGGCGAAUCGACGAGGCGAAGCGCAAGAUGGGACGGGUCAUGCAGAUCGCUGCGUUUUCCCUGGCAGAAGUAUCGUACGCCGUGGGAGGAGACAUAGGCUAUCAAGUACAGGAGUCUGCGCGAUCAGCACGGUUUCGGUUACGCACGAAGCAGGAGAACGUUUCUGGUGUCUUCCUGCCCGCCUUCGAGAGCUACCUGACGGAGGGAAAUAACGAUUUCGGCCUGACGGGUCUUGGCAAGGGUGGUCAACAAGUACAGAGAUGCAGAGAGACAUACGCCCGCGCUGUAGAGACGCUGGUCGAACUUGCGAGUCUGCAGACUGCCUUUGUCAUCUUGGAUGAGGUGAUCAAGGUUGUCAACCGAAGAGUCAAUGCCAUUGAGCACGUCAUUAUACCCAGAACAGAGAACACCAUCAAGUACAUCAACUCCGAACUCGACGAGCUGGACCGAGAAGAGUUCUACAGAUUGAAGAAAGUUGCCGGCAAGAAACAGCGCGACGUUGCUGCUGCAGACGCUGAGAUGAAGGCCAAGAAGGAAGCCGCGGCAAAGGCAGAUCAGGAGAACGUUCAGCCGGAUGAUGACUCAGGGCCAGCUGACAUGUUGGCUACUGGCGAGGAAGAAGAUGUCAUAUUCUAG
This is a messenger RNA of Anthostomella pinea, 783 nucleotides long. The record is from the annotation of a GenBank genome assembly. Lineage: Eukaryota; Fungi; Ascomycota; Sordariomycetes; Xylariales; Xylariaceae.